This is a messenger RNA of Durusdinium trenchii, 735 nucleotides long. The record is from the annotation of a GenBank genome assembly. Lineage: Eukaryota; Dinophyceae; Suessiales; Symbiodiniaceae.
UAGGAGAGGUUCCUGUUCUCAGCGGAAGGCGCAACAAAACUGAGUUGUUCAGAACACAAUCUUCUGCAUGUCGCUUACGAUCCAGCUGCUCUACGGAACCUUUGGAGGUCAGCAGUUUCGCGGUGUUUUCACGUCGGCAGCGAGAUGGAAGUCAAGGUCGAUUUGGGGCUCAUCGCGACGUGCCGUCGUGCCUCUACUCCCAGAAGGCAUGGAUCCACGCGGUCGACACCACUGCGGCCCGCAUACAUUCCAUGGAAAGACGCCAGUGCAAAUCGUAGAGAGAUUCAAGGACCCAUCAAGCUUCCCAUGGUACAAAGUGCCUGAAGCAUUGCGGCAGAGGCGCUUCGAGGAACUUUGGCAGUUGGCACACCGCUGUGGGCACAAAUCAGCAAAGCAGGCUGUGAAGCUCCUAACCGAGACCCCUGAAGUGGAGCAAGGUGGCUUUGAGAGGGUUCAGCGCCUGAACCGAUCUCAAAACCGAGCAUUGCGCAGUGGCACUCCAGCGGCCCCUGUGUAUGGCAAAGGCCCGCGUUCCAUCCACGACUGAAGAGCUAUUUCGGCUGUGGAGGUAUAGCGAAAAAGAGAAGCUGAAGAGGAGAAUCUACUGUGGGCCCAUCUCUACUAGGUUGGAGGCCAUCAUUUCUAGGUUGGGCUCUGAGGAGAAUCGACUUUUCAGUUGGCUCUUGAGCCUUGGGCCCAAGGCCCAUGGAUUCUUGCGCCCAAAACGGCAUUCUC